AUGUUUGCUGCGGUGAAGGCAUGUCUCUCGGCUGUGCAGAAGCGUGUGAAUCCGCACGACGAACAGAAACGAGCCUCCAAUCAGAAUGCUCGAAUAGAGCGCGAGCCGCACGCGCAAAAAAUACUCCUACUAGGUACUCCAGAGAGCGGCAAAAGCACAUUAGUGAAACAAAUGAAGAUCAUCUACAGUCAUGGCUUUACCAAACAAGAACUCCUCAGCUUCAAGCCUGCGGUGUUGGAUAACCUAUUGUCAUCUAUGAAGUAUGUUCUGCAUGGCAUGGGUAUGCUGCGUAUCAAUCUGUCCAACAGGAAAAACAAGGCCCAUGCACGUGCCAUUCUGUCGUGUGAGUGUUGUGUAGGAGAGGAUCUGGAGCUGCUGCCGUUCGUGGCUCAUGCCAUCUGUAGUUUGUGGGGAGAUGUGGGCAUCAGGGUGGCAGCAGCCAGAGGGCACGACUUCUGCCUCAAUGAUUCUGCACUCUAUUUCUUUGAGAAUAUAAGCCGUAUCAUCGCCCCAAACUACAUCCCGACUGAAACUGAUGUGCUGAGAGUUCGAGUGAGGACCACUGGAGUCAUCGAAACCCAGUUCAGAGUCAACGACUCUCUAUACAGACUUUAUGACGUGGGUGCUCGGCACUCUGAAAGAAAGAAGUGGUUCAGUCAUUUCGACAAUGUCCAGGCAGUGCUGUUUAUGGUGGCUCUUAGUGGAUAUGAUCAAAACAUUGCUGAAAACCACUCCACGAACAGUCUGCGUGAAAGCAUGGAGUUCUUCAGCUCUAUAUGUAACAGUACUUUCUUCAAAAGAGCUUCACUGGUUUUAUUUAUGAACAAAAUUGAUCUCUUUGGUGAGAAAAUUUUGCAUUCUGGGAGACACCUGCGACUUUAUUUGCCAGACUUUAAAGGUCCUGACUGUGAUGUGAACUCUGCUGCGCGAUAUGUGACAGAUCAGUUUGUGUCAUGUGCCACCACCUCAGGCAAGAUGGUGUACCCUCACUUCACCAACGCCACAGACACAGACCGCAUGCAUGAUGCUUUUCAAAUCGCCGCAAGCAUCAUUACUAAACACAACAUUCAAACAGUCUCACUUUUAUAA
Messenger RNA from Xyrauchen texanus (razorback sucker), 1089 nucleotides. RefSeq names its product guanine nucleotide-binding protein G(o) subunit alpha-like. Gene Ontology annotation, molecular function: G protein-coupled receptor binding; G-protein beta/gamma-subunit complex binding; guanyl nucleotide binding. Gene Ontology annotation, cellular component: heterotrimeric G-protein complex. Bases 1 to 1089 code for a protein of 362 amino acids. Gene Ontology annotation, biological process: adenylate cyclase-modulating G protein-coupled receptor signaling pathway. The record is from RefSeq and is a predicted model, not a curated record. NCBI's taxonomy places the organism in Eukaryota, Metazoa, Chordata, Actinopteri, Cypriniformes, Catostomidae. The transcript is spliced from 9 exons.